GGUGGGGGGGGGCGUCAGCGCUGCGGCCCCACGGGGGCUGUGCCACCGCCGUGUGGAGCGGGGCCGCUGGCGGCUGGCGGGGCCCGCGCUGAGGGGCCGCUGUCAGCGCGGUGUCCCCGGGUCCCUGAGGUGCGCUUCGCGUUGCCGCUCUUCAGAAUGAGCCCACCUACGUUUGCGGGUUUUUUGUUGGCAGAUAUUGGCGUUAACCUCACAGACCCCAUGUUCAGGGGGAUCUACAGGGGAACACGAAAACAUCAAGAUGACCUUUUGGAUGUGGUAGAGAGAGCUGUCAAAGUUGGUGUUAAAAAGUUUUUGAUUACAGGUGGGAGUCUCCAGGACAGUAAAGAUGCCCUGCAGCUGGCACAGACCAAUGAUAUGUUUUACAGUACAGCUGGCUGCCACCCUACACGCUGCGGAGAAUUUGAGCAGAGUAACCCUGACCAGUAUUUAUCUGAAUUAAAAAAUCUGAUUGAAAAGAAUAAGACAAAGGUAAUAGCAGUUGGAGAAUGUGGCCUAGAUUUUGAUAGAUUAGAAUUUUGCCCCAAGGACAUCCAACUCAAAUACUUUGAAAAACAGUUCGACCUGUCAGAGCAAACAAGACUGCCCAUGUUUCUUCACUGCAGAAACUCACACGCUGAAUUUUUAGACAUAAUGAGAAGAAACAGAGAUAGAUUUGUGGGAGGAGUGGUUCAUUCUUUUGAUGGCACAAAGGAAGAAGCAGCAGCUAUAAUAGAUUUGGAUCUUUACAUUGGAAUAAAUGGCUGUUCAUUGAAAACGGAAGCCAACUUGGAAGCACUGAAAUCAAUUCCUAGUGAACGAUUAAUGAUAGAGACUGAUGCACCCUGGUGUGGAGUGAAAAAUACUCAUGCUGGAUCAAAAUACGUAAAAACUACAUUUCCUACCAAAAAGAAAUGGGAAGUAGGGCACUGCUUGAAGGACAGAAAUGAGCCCUGCCAUAUAAUUCAAAUACUGGAAAUAAUGGCAGCAGUAAGAGAAGAUGACCCGCUUGAGUUGGCCAAUACUCUAUAUAACAACACUAUUAAAGUCUUCUUUCCAAAUAUAUAAAGUUUUCUUACAUUUAUUCAACGUAACUUUAGUAAAUGUAUUGCAAAACUUUAAGACUGAUCAUAUCUGAAAGCUCUUACCAGUGGAAGCCAAUAUGUAGUGCUUUUUGUACAAGAUUAAAGCUGAUUUUGAAAAAGGU
This is a messenger RNA of Numida meleagris (helmeted guineafowl), 1204 nucleotides long. It is a transcript of the gene TATDN1, whose product is annotated as TatD DNase domain containing 1. Lineage: Eukaryota; Metazoa; Chordata; Aves; Galliformes; Numididae. The record is from RefSeq and is a predicted model, not a curated record. Gene Ontology annotation, cellular component: cytosol. Gene Ontology annotation, molecular function: 3'-5'-DNA exonuclease activity. The transcript has 11 exons. Bases 157 to 1065 code for a protein of 302 amino acids.